Molecule: messenger RNA, 1562 nt
Organism: Talaromyces proteolyticus
Lineage: Eukaryota; Fungi; Ascomycota; Eurotiomycetes; Eurotiales; Trichocomaceae
Product: putative alcohol dehydrogenase
Exons: 6
Coding region: 188-1255 (355 amino acids)
Molecular function (GO): oxidoreductase activity; zinc ion binding
Source: RefSeq, a predicted model, not a curated record
CAACAUUACUCAGUUGAUUUAUGUCUUUCCCAGUUGUAGUAUUAUAUAAUGCUAUUUACCUUGAAUUGAACCUUUAUAUCCAAAAUCGAUAUCCGCUGCAGACGAUCGAUAGCCUUGCCACUGAAGCCCGCUUGUAUUGAUUAAAUAAUCCGAACCAAGCAUACAGCCGAAUCAAGAAGCCGCGAGAAUGGCGCUUCCAGAGAAAAUGAAAGCAGUCGUGUUUCAUGGACCGCACAAGGUCGCUGUGGAAGAGAGACCGGUACCUCAGAUCCAAGAGCCAACGGAUGUGAUUGUCAAAGUGAAAUACACAGCUCUUUGUGGCAGCGAACUACAUGUAUUCCGUGGCCAUCAGCCGUCCAAAACUGGAUUUAUUAUGGGCCAUGAAUUCACCGGCACGGUGGUUGCGACUGGCAGCGCUGUUAAGAGUGUGAGAGUCGGGGAUGUUGUUGUUAGUCCUUUUACAACGUCAUGUGGAGAAUGUUACUACUGCAAGCAUGGCUAUUCUUCUCGUUGUGAAAAAUCCCUCUUGUUCGGCUGCCCUCUUCUCGAUGGAAGCCAGGCUGAUUAUGUACGAGUGCCAUGGGCAGAUGGGACAGUAUACAAAGCCCCCGAAGGAGUAGACGAGAAGCUACUUGUCCUAAUGGCCGAUAUCUUCCCUACGGGCUACUUCGCGGCCAGCAAUGGAUUCAAGGAGUACACGAAAGAACAAGUUUCUGACCUGACCGUGGUCGUCAUUGGCUGCGGUCCAGUUGGCCUGCUUGCUCUGAUCAAUGCUCUCGAGUUCAAGCCCAAGCACCUCUUGGCAGUAGACUCAGUCCCAGCUCGACUCGAGCAGGCAAAGAACAUUGGCGCAGAGCCCUGGAAUUUCCAGACAGACCGCGCGGGACUCGACAAGCGUGUCAAGGAGUUGACUGACGGCCGGGGCGCGGAUGUGGUCAUCGAGGUGGUCGGGUUAAGCCCGGCGCUGCGAACGGCAUUUGAGCUUCUUCGGCCAUGGGGGACGAUUAGCAGUGUUGGCGUGCACAACGCCGAGAUUCCUUGGACCGGCAAUGAGGCGUACGGCAAAAAUCUCAAGCUCCAGAUGGGACGAUGUCCGGUGCGAUCGAUCUUUCCACAGGCUUUGGAAGUGCUGAAGAAGAACCAACACGUCCUUGGGUUCAUGGCAGACAAGAUCAUGCCGCUCAGCGAGGCCGUCGAGGGCUAUGAUAUCUUCGAUAAGAUGAAGGCCCAAAAGGUCAUCUUUGAAGCGAGCUAAGUUGUAUAACUCUUGAAAAAUUAUUAAUCGGUGGGAGAAUGGGGAGAAAUGAUGGGAUAAGCGGGGCUCAGUUUGAUGGCGGCGCAGUCAAACAUGUUUGUGUUCAGCGGUCACCUAUUUGGGAAGCGCUCAAGUUCUUGUUGUGUUUUCAAACAGAAUUUCUCCUUUUCCAUGGGUCAUCUUGUUGGGUGGAUGUCAUCAUAAUGAUACUCUCUUUUGACCACAAAUCGUAAAAAUUUACACAUCGGUAUCAGGCUACUCGCUCUCUUUUGACCACAAAUUGUAACAAUUUACACAUCGGUGUCAG